CGCACUCACACACGCACAUACACACACACACACACACACACACACACACACACACACAUGCAGCCACACACGCUGUCUUCUUUCAUUCAUUCUGUUAUUGCAGCCCUCUGGAACUGCUGCCAGCCUUAUUUAGUCUGCUUUGAUCUUGGGGUGGGGCAAACCAGCUGCAAACCCUUGCUCUAAGCUUCCAAAGAAGACAGUUGCAAACUGGGCUAGACAAGAGUUUUACAUGUGGACACCAACUUGACCAACAGAGGCUGAACAGUCUAAAGCUGGUGGAUAACUGCUUCUCUUGUUACAUUUAUAAUGUUACUUAUAUCUGAGGAUGAGAAACAUAGUGUGAUGUAACACUGCCUCCUCCCAAAAUUAAAUAAAGCUGACCUAAGUGAACUGCAAAUGAAAAGGAAGUAAGACAGUAGAAAGGUCUGUAUGGAACUUGAAACAGUGGAAUAUACAAGGAGCGUAAUGCAGGGAGGGAAGCCAAUGCCAGUGUGAUAUGCAAGCCAAGGAAGUCAAGUGGCUACUAGAAGGAAACCAGAUUGGGGCAUAAGGGUUCCACAGACAACAGCCUGGGAGGGCUAAAGGGCAAUUACUACAGUGACCCUCCCAGAGAGAUUCUACAGCAAAUCAGAUGCUAUAAUCAUUCUAUACCCUCAUAGAUAAUGUGAAGAAACCAAGGACUAAAUCUGACCUCUGUAACUAUGUAUGACUCUGUAUGACCUGCUGUGGAUGUAUCAACCAGUCUGAGAAUUUGUACUUUCUAAAGGUUCCCUUUCCUUGCCAGCAGAAAACAAUCAUUUGGAGAGAAACAAGAGGGUUCACUGGACCACGAUCAAGCCCACUUGUAGUAAUCAGCUGCUACUAUUUACUUGCCUUUAUACAUCCAAACUGAGAGUGCAUAUCCAAAGGAAGAAGAAAAAUAUAGGAGUAUCUGUCAUCAUGGCUAUUUCAUGCAGUCACAUUUUGUCAUCACUAGCCUUACAAGUCACUGUCUUAUUCCUGUUUCUACUUUUCCUCAUUCAACAAACAAAUGCAGAAGACGCACAUUCCACAGACUCCAAGACAAAUGGCAGCUCCUGUCAAGGGUCUUUUAAAUGUGCAGACGGUGUUGUCCUUCCAGUAUGGCUUCCUGAAGACCCUUCUGUCGGUGAUAAAGUUGCGCGCGCCAUUGUUUACUUCGUUGCUAUGAUCUACAUGUUCCUAGGAAUGUCUAUAAUAGCUGACCGUUUCAUGGCCUCCAUUGAAGUUAUUACCUCUCAAGAAAGGGAAAUCACUAUUAAGAAGCCUAAUGGAGAAACGAUGACCACUACAGUGAGAAUUUGGAAUGAGACUGUGUCCAACCUCACGCUCAUGGCUCUUGGAUCUUCUGCACCUGAAAUUAUGCUGUCUGUCAUUGAAAUAUGUGGACAUGGAUUUAAUGCUGGAGAUAUGGGGCCAAGUACUAUUGUUGGAAGUGCUGCCUUCAACAUGUUUGUUAUCAUUGCUCUCUGUGUCUAUGUGGUCCCUGAAGGAGAAACUAGAAAGAUUAAACACCUAAGAGUAUUUUUUGUUACUGCAGCAUGGAGUAUCUUUGCCUAUAUCUGGCUCUAUUUAAUCCUUUCUGUGUUUUCUCCAGGGAUAGUUGAGAUAUGGGAAGGACUUCUGACAUUUAUGUUUUUCCCUGUCUGUGUUGUUCAAGCAUGGAUUGCUGACAGACGACUGUUAUUUUACAAAUAUGUCCAGAAAAGGUAUAGAGCAGAUAAAAAUCGUGGGAUAAUUAUAGAGACAGAAGGAGGUAGUUCAUUUCCCAAGCUGGAUAUUGAGAUGGAUGGCCAAGUAGGAGUCAAUUCUCAUAAAGAUACAUAUGAUGGAAUACUGACCAUACCCGAAGACACCAGGGAUCAAGAAGAUGAAGCAAGGAGAGAGAUGGCACGAACAUUGAAAGACUUAAAACAGAAACAUCCUGACAAAGAUAUGGAACAGUUGAUUGAGAUGGCAAAUUAUCAGGUUCUAGUUCAACAGCAAAAGAGUAGGGCAUUUUAUCGAAUUCAAGCAACAAGGAUGAUGAUUGGUGCUGGAAAUAUACUGAAAAAGCAUGCUGCUGACCAGGCACGUAAGGCGGUUAGUAUGCAGGAGGUGCAAACAGGUGAGGAUGACCAUACCACUAAGGUUAUGUUUGAACCUUCCCAUUACCAGUGCUUUGAAAAUUGUGGAUCCCUUGUCCUAACAAUAGUUCGCAAAGGAGGGGACAUGAAUCAUACAAUCAAAGUUGACUACAGGACUGAAGAUGGCACAGCCAAUGCUGGUUCUGACUAUGAGUUUGCUGAAGGUACUCUAAUUUUCAAAGCUGGUGAGGUACAAAAGGAAAUCACCAUUGGGAUCAUUGAUGAUGACAUUUUUGAAGAAGAUGAGUACUUUUAUGUACGUCUAAGCAAUGUAAAGGUUAUUCGAGCAAACACAGGAAAUGAUCAGACUGAAGCUCCUCCAAAAGCAUGUCUUGGGUCGGCUCACACAGCUACUGUAACGAUUUUUGAUGAUGACCACGCUGGUAUAUUUACAUUUGAGAGUGAGUCCAUGAGGGUCAGUGAAAGUAUUGGGAUUAUGCAUGUAAAGGUACUCAGAACAUCAGGUGCUCGUGGCAAGGUGGUUGUUCCCUACAAGACUCUAGAAGGUACCGCCAAAGCUGGUGAAGAUUUUGAAGAGGUAUCUGGCAAGCUUGAAUUCCAGAAUGAUGAGACUGUGAAGAAUAUUGAGAUCCAUAUCAUAGAUGAUGAAGAAUAUGAAAAGAACAAGAAUUUCUUUAUUGAAUUAGGAGACCCAGUACUUGUUGAAGUUGGACAGAAGCAAGGUGAUUCCAAUGAGAAUCGGCCUGUUCCUCAUGAAGCUGAUGAAGAACACAUUGCAAAAAUGGGAUGCCCAUCACUUGCAGAACUUUCAAAAGUGGAAGUCAUCAUCGAAGAAUCAUAUGAGUUCAAGAGCACAGUGGACAAGCUGAUUAAGAAGACAAAUCUGGCCCUGGUUGUUGGAAGUAGUAGCUGGAGAGAACAGUUUGUGAGUGCUGUCACAGUCAGUGCAGGUGAUGAUGAUGAAGAAGACAGUGGGGAAGAAAAGCUGCCAUCUUGCUUUGACUACAUUAUGCACUUUUUGACUGUGUUCUGGAAGGUUCUGUUUGCAUUUGUUCCUCCAACAGAAUACUGGAAUGGCUGGGCUUGCUUCAUUGUGUCAAUCACACUGAUCGGCGUGCUGACUGCUAUCACUGGGGACCUGGCAUCCCAUUUUGGCUGUACAGUUGGCCUAAAGGAUUCUGUUACUGCUGUUGUUUUUGUAGCCCUUGGAACAUCUAUACCAGAUACGUUUGCUAGUAAAGUAGCUGCCAUUCAGGACCAGUAUGCAGAUGCUUCCAUUGGCAAUGUGACAGGCAGUAAUGCUGUCAAUGUCUUCCUAGGCAUUGGGUUGGCUUGGACUAUCGCAGCUAUCUACUGGGGCAGCAAGGGGGAACCAUUCAAGGUGAAAGCUGGCACUCUUGCGUUUUCAGUCACCCUUUACACCAUUUUUGCUUUCAUAAACAUUGCCGUCCUGUUGUAUCGUCGGAGGCCCUCUGUUGGAGGAGAACUAGGUGGACCAAGGACUGCUAAGAUUCUGACUACUCUUCUCUUUGUAUUACUGUGGCUGAUGUACAUUCUGCUUGCGUCUUUGGAAACCUACUGCCACAUAAAAGGAUUUUAGACCUGUCUCACCCCUCCCCACCCCUGCCAAGGACCUGAUAAUUAGAGCUAGUACUGUAAUUAUCCUCCAUACUUUCCAAUACUACUUGUAUGGUGUUGGGGGAGGGGAACCAACUUGCUUACAACUAAGCUGAAGAACUUAAUGACAGUUUUAAAGACAUAUAUAAUUAGGAAGCUUCCUCCAAUAGCUGAUGAGGAUGGAACCAUAAACACUUCAAGGAUUUUUCCUCCAUUUUUUACACUAGAUACAGAGACAAAUGAUGUCUGUAGGCACUGCAGUCAGGUUUGCUUUAAAUGGUAAGGCAUUUGAAAUAAAGGAAGCCAUGAUGGAACUAGGGGUAGCUCAUAAACACAGUGAAGAGAAAUAUAGUUAUGAAUGCCUGUAGAAGAACUUAUGUCACUUCUUUGACAGACAGAGGAAUACAUGUUUCUAAUAUUACUUUCAAAUUGCAGGAAGCUAGGGUUGGUUUUAAUUGUCCAUUGUUUUCUUUUUCACCAGCAUAACAUUUUUCAAAAGUGCCAGCAUUUCAACAAGUUAUGAGACGACAUCAGAAAUGAAUCAUUGUCAUAUGAUUCAGCUCACAUUUUCCUGCAUUACCCAGUAUAUGCUGUUUACCUUGCUAGAAAAGGAACCUUGUGUCAGGGAUAGCACUUACAAGCUCAUUUGGGAACAGGCACAUUAUCCAUCUAAUAAAAUAAGGAGGUGGCAACCAGGCACAGUUCCUGACAGUGCAGCAUUGCUUGAUGAAUGGAUUUCAUGCUCACUAGAUAGCGAUAUGUCUGUUUGCAGUACAUGAGAGCAAAAAUCAUUAAGAAAGGGAGGUAACUGUGGUUGUUUUGCAAAAUGGCUCAGCUGAGGAGACAGCUGAAGCAAUAGUAAGCAGCUGUUAUGAGCAGGCAUAGUUAUACCUUAUUACUUUCCAGAAAGUAAAAUGAUGGCAUAGAUAGGAGCUGCAACAUCAUGACAUGAUUGCGUCUUGUAAUAGCUGUGUUAUUUAUGAUAUUAGGAAUAAGGUUACUGGAGAACAUAUCUCAACCACAUUUUCUCUCAGAACCUCUACCUUUAGAAAUUCUGCAUGUCUUAGGAAUGCUGGUGUUUAACUGCUGUGUGAAAUGCAGUUGUGUUCCUUUUGUACAGUAAUACCACUAUAAAAUAAUGAAUCUGAAACAAAGUUAAGAACUAGUUGCAUAGUAUUCUUCAACUAUCCCAUUGCCUCAUGAGUGCAAUAUACCGGAUGAUUAUGGAUCUGCUGAUAUUUCUUUAUCAUUAUUUAUGCAAAGAGAGAACAAGGUUUCUGUGUGUCUCCAUCAGAACUCGGUGUCACAAUUAUGCAAUUGUUUUGUAGGUUUUACUGACUGCUCUGCUGCUAGAAUUAUAGUUGCAAAAGGCACUAAAUCCUGGUCAUGUUUUCAAAGCAAAACGUUUCCAUGAUGGAUCUAAAUGAUGCCACAUUACAGUCGACCGAUAGCUCUGAUACUUUUGUACAGCCUCCAGCAGCUGUUUAAUUGUGAACUACAGCGACUUAAAAAAACAUGAAUUGGCCUUUGAGAACAUGCAGUGUUUUAAACAGAGAAAAGUCAUAUAGCUUUUAUAUGUUAGAUGUUGCUACAAUUUAAAUGUGUAAAUUUUGUUGAGAUUUUUUUCUAAAAAUUUUUUUGAGGGCACACGUGUACAGUCUUUUAAUUUUUUUCAGCAAGUGAAAGAUUUCAGAAUUGUUUUCUAUCUGUCUUGAUGUAGACAGAGGUAAGUUGCCCUCAUAUAAAGCAGUAUUACUUGAGGUUCCACUUGGGAGGGGGCAAUUAACUUAAACAAGCACGUGUUAGCUCCUAAAAUAUUUAAGUAUCUUUCAGAAGGGUUUUCGAUGGUCACUGACACAUUGUUGGGUCAUAAAUUUGAAGGUAAAACUUACAUUCCCAGUUUGGCAUUGCUAUUGUGAUGAAGAUCUGUUUAAAAAGGUCACCUUAACUGUAUGUACUUCACAAAGAAAUUAUACCCUUUGUUGGUCUUAUAUACUCACUAGCUUUGAUCAAAAAGAAACAGUUUUCUGUAGGACCCACAUAUAAAAUGCUUGCAAGGAAAGAAGGUAAUGGCAUUUUUAUGCAAUGUACUUUUAUACUAUAUUAUAUGCUACCUUGUAUGUAAUAUAUGGUUAUGUGUUAUGUAAUUGUUUCAAAGGCAUUUCUCCAUUUAAAGCAUUAUAUAUGGAUAAUUUUGCCAUUUGUCAGCAACUUCUUCUCCAAACAAACACCUUUUGAAGAACAAAACUGUUAAUCCCAGCAUUCAGUAUCUAAAGAUUUUCUCAUCCUUCAUGGAACAUAAUUAAUAAUAUAGUACUGUUUUCAUUCAUCAGAUAUGUGAUAAGACUCUAAAAGGUUAAAAGAUUAAUCAAAUGUCUCCCUUCAGCAAAACAAGCAUACCCUUGUCAGAUCUGACAUAUUAAUUGUCAAGAGAAUACAGUUAUCCAGUUAAGCAUUCCCUUGCAUACUUCAAGGAAAUUAUGGCAUUCCCAAAUGAAUUUUCUAAUAAAUGGAGUCAGGUUACUAAGUCA
Protopterus annectens (West African lungfish) is the source of this 6253-nucleotide messenger RNA. RefSeq names its product sodium/calcium exchanger 1-like. The record is from RefSeq and is a predicted model, not a curated record. The transcript has 8 exons. Gene Ontology annotation, biological process: calcium ion import across plasma membrane; cell communication; sodium ion transmembrane transport. Gene Ontology annotation, molecular function: calcium:sodium antiporter activity. Gene Ontology annotation, cellular component: axon; sarcolemma; postsynapse. NCBI's taxonomy places the organism in Eukaryota, Metazoa, Chordata, Ceratodontiformes, Protopteridae. Bases 940 to 3705 code for a protein of 921 amino acids.